AUGACCUCCACCAAACUCUCGCAACAGCUGCACCGGAUCGCGUCGCAGUGGCCAUCGGACCCUUUCCGGCCACAUCUCCAGCUCGGCACUUUUCUCAAGGCCCUUGCUGACCACCCCCAGCUCACACCGCAGGCGACUCGCGCUGCACGUGCUCUGCUUGAGAAUGAGUACGCCCACAAGUAUCCCCAUUCGGAGAAGAUCAUGAAGCCGGCAUCGAUGCCACAGUACUACACACGCCUCGGUGAGGGCUACGAGAAGAGCGCACAGGGCAUUGCGAGACCGUGGUGGAAGAUAUUCUUCGGCAUAUGGUAG
This is a messenger RNA of Phanerochaete carnosa HHB-10118-sp, 312 nucleotides long. RefSeq lists its product as uncharacterized. The record is from RefSeq and is a predicted model, not a curated record. NCBI's taxonomy places the organism in Eukaryota, Fungi, Basidiomycota, Agaricomycetes, Polyporales, Phanerochaetaceae. Gene Ontology annotation, biological process: mitochondrial respiratory chain complex III assembly. Gene Ontology annotation, molecular function: ribosome binding. Bases 1 to 312 code for a protein of 103 amino acids. The transcript is spliced from 2 exons. Gene Ontology annotation, cellular component: mitochondrion; Cbp3p-Cbp6 complex.